This is a messenger RNA of Megalobrama amblycephala (Wuchang bream), 1708 nucleotides long. RefSeq names its product transcription factor Spi-B-like. Lineage: Eukaryota; Metazoa; Chordata; Actinopteri; Cypriniformes; Xenocyprididae. Gene Ontology annotation, cellular component: nucleus. The transcript is spliced from 6 exons. Bases 550 to 1314 code for a protein of 254 amino acids. Gene Ontology annotation, biological process: cell differentiation; regulation of transcription by RNA polymerase II. Gene Ontology annotation, molecular function: DNA-binding transcription factor activity, RNA polymerase II-specific; sequence-specific DNA binding. The record is from RefSeq and is a predicted model, not a curated record.
CGAACAUUAAAUGAACAUCUGCUUCAGUAGAUUUCAAGUAGUUCAUCCAUUUCAGAUCAAUAAAUGGGUAAUGAUGGGUAUGACAUAACAGCAUAAUCAUAUCAACUGUAGGAUUUCAGACAGGAAAAACAAGAGUUUAUCUGGAUCCAUGUAAAACGCUAAUUACCUCAAUGAUCUCUGUGGCAGUUACAAGUAAAAGCCCACUUUUAGGACACAAAGUAACAAUGCAUGCAGACCAAAUGCCCAGAAGGCUUUGAUACAGGCAGAGCAAAGGGGAGUGGUCAUACCGUUAAACCCAGAUGAAUGUUUGAUUAAUAGAGAUUUGCAUGUUGAUAAUGGAAGGUUGGCCCAACCUUAUGAGUUUACAGUAGGAGGAGGGGAAAACGGAGAAAGAGAGAGAGGAGGAUAUAAAAGGAUCAGAUCAGGCAACAGGUGCGUAUAUUACAGGUGAUGCACAGCUCCACCCUCACUUCCAACAUCUUGUUCAGCAGUCAUAGGCUUAUCCACCUUUCUGUUGUGACAGAUUAAUUCGACUGGAACUACAUUGAGAUGUUGGCCCUUGAAACCAUUCAAUACUUCCAAGAGCUGGGCCCUAGAGAGCCAUUGUCAGGGAACCUGGACCUUGACAUGAUUGAGGAAUACCUGCAGGAGCACUCGGUGGAGGUGAUGUCAGCACCAUGUGUUCAGAGGAGAGGUCAAGAGGAGCACAGUAUGGCAGAGAACAGCUGGUCAGGACGUGCAUAUGAAUGGCAUUAUAGUGGAGUACUAGGAACAGAUGAGACUCAUGAACAGCCUCAGCAGCAGCAGCAGCAGCAGCAGACGUGGCUCUGUCAGUUCAGUCACAAUGAGUGGGGGCACUGCCAGUAUGACAGAAACCAAUGCAGUGAUUCAGAUUCGCUGUCCACCAGCUCUGGAUGCCAAGAAUUUCCACCAUCUCCGACCUCUGACAGGAAGGGACCGAUUGUGUAUGACUCUAUGGCACUAGCGCCACUCUCAGGUAAAAGGAAAGAGCGACUGUUUCAGUUCUUAUAUGAGAUGCUACAGACACCAGACAUGCGGAGCUGCAUCUGGUGGGUUCAGUCGAACAACGGCACGUUCCAGUUCUCCUCCCAGAACAAGGAAAAGCUGGCAGAGAUGUGGGGCAGACGCAAGGGCAACCGGAAAACCAUGACGUACCAGAAAAUGGCUCGUGCCCUGCGAAACUAUUCGCGAACAGGAGAGAUCUGCAAAGUGAAGCGUAAACUUACCUAUCAGUUCACUGAGAGAACACUGAGAGGCCUUCAGAACAAUUCGCAAAGAUUCAUGGGUAGUUAAUGUGGUCCAUUUCACCGAGACUUUCUCCUAGCUGGGAAAGUGUAAAUAAAUACUGAGUAUUUUACAGAGGAUGGUUUUGCCUUUUUAAUGUUCAUAAUGUAAUGUGGACUUAAAACACUGAUUUUUUUCUAAUAUUAUUUGGCUUAAUUGAGGCUCAAUUUUUAUGUAUGCUAACAAGGAAUAACAUGGAAUUCUAUGAAGUUGAAGGUGAUCUUUGAAAUAUGUAAAUCUGAGGAUUGUUAACCAUUACACUACGUUAUAUGUAGUUAUGAAUCCAUUUUUUUUUUUUUUUUUGAUAAAAUAUUUGCCAAUUUUUGUACUACUUUCAAUUACUUUUUAAUGCCAUUAAAUGUUGACACCUGAUGUGCCUGAAUAAAUUAAUCUUAACAUGCAA